UAUCCGAAGUGCUCCAGGACGUAAAAUCACGAAGCGCACGAAACAGAGAUAUCGAAGUUAGCGGGGAAAACUGAGAAUCGAGUCUGAUUGGAGGGUCAAGAAAACGCCAAUUUUUUAAACCAGCGGAACGGAAUAAAACGAACACGUACAACAAUUAAAAUAAAUAAAGAACGAGUCUUCUUGAUUAUUAGUGAACGCGAGCUAAUGAAAGCUAAAGCACGAUUUCGUGUUCCAAUUUAGAAAUCGUUUGAAAAAACGCGCCACUCGUGUAGGUGGUGUAGGUGGAUCGCGCUGUGACGUCACGCGUGUGAACGUAGCAACGAGUGGGGGUAGCAGGGAUGCAACGCGUGCGAUCGCGCGAGUAGCGCGCCGUUACUCUUCGGUGGUUUGUGUCGGAGUAAGAGUUUUCGUGUCGCCCAGCAUCCGACUCUCGAAGGAUUAUCGGGAGAUGAAUGAUCGAUAACGAUCGUUCGAUCGACGCUGGAGCUCCUCGCCGAUGGACCAGUCCGAUAAUCUGACGGAUAGUCUUCACUUUUAUCGGAUCAUACAGUGAAUACGUAGCGAGAAACUUAGUAAGUGACUGGACCAAGUUCUUUUUAAAAUAAGAUGAGAGAGAACGUGAUACGGGGCCUUCUGUUGCUCGCCGCGGGGAGUUGCGUUGUCCUGGCCGAUCCGGAAGCUGAUCCGUCGGAGGAACUGUUUAAUCGGCUGCAACCCAAAAAUCGCAAUGAAGACAAAUGCUACGAUGAGAAUAGCAAGCCACAGAGAUGCAUACCACCGUUUGAGAAUGCGGCGUUCAACGUGUUGAUGGAGGCGACCAACACGUGCGGUGAGGAUCAUGCAACCGAAUUCUGUAAACAAACGGGUGUACAGAAGAAAUCAUGCGACAUUUGUCGUCGUGGCGACCAUUCCGCCACUUUUCUCACUGAUCACGACAACAAUGAUAAUGCUACUUGGUGGCAAUCGGAUACCAUGUACGAGGGCAUCGAGUAUCCCAAUCAAGUUAAUCUCACCCUACAUCUAGGCAAAACAUUCGACAUAACAUACGUUAGAGUGCUGUUUGAAUCACCGCGUCCGGAAAGUUGGGGUAUCUACAAACGAAAGAAUGAAAAAUCUCCGUGGGAGCCUUAUCAGUUCUAUUCGGCAACAUGUCGAGAUACGUAUGAACUACCCGAGUCCAAAGAGACUAUCCGCGGUGACGAUACUCGCGUGCUAUGCACUUCGGAAUUCUCUGACAUUUCCCCUCUCACCAAGGGCACCGUCGCUUUUUCGACUUUGGAAGGCCGACCAUCUGCUUACUAUUUCGAGACCAAUACCGAACUUCAGGAAUGGGUGCAAGCAACGGAUUUAAGAAUCACUCUGGACAGGUUGAACACGUUCGGUGAUGAGGUUUUUGGUGAUGCCCAAGUAUUGAAAUCUUACUACUACGCGAUAGCUGAUGUAGCGGUCGGUGCAAGAUGUGCCUGCAAUGGCCACGCUGGAGAAUGCGUGAAUAGUACCAGUGUGGAUGGCAGAACUCGCAGAGUUUGCCGAUGCGAACAUAAUACCGCUGGUCCAGAUUGCAACGAGUGCUUACCUUUUUACAAUGACGCUCCUUGGGGCCGUGCCACGACUACGGAUGCACACGAAUGCAAACCUUGUAACUGUAACGGAUACUCGGAUAGAUGCUAUUUCGAUAAAGAGCUGUACAAAGCAACGGGUCACGGAGGUCAUUGCUUGGAUUGUCGAGCGAAUCGCGACGGUGCCAACUGCGAGCGGUGCCGUGAAAAUUAUUAUCAACGGCCUGAAGAUAAUUACUGCAUCGCGUGUAAUUGUAACGAAAUUGGAUCGAGAAGCUUGCAGUGUAACAGCGAGGGUAAAUGUCAGUGUAAACCUGGCGUGACGGGUGAUAAAUGUGAUCGUUGCGCACCCAAUUUCUACAAUUUCGGUUCACUGGGCUGCACUUCUUGCGAAUGCAGCUUGGCGGGUUCAGCUGGUAACAUUCCCAGUUGCGAUUCUGUCACGGGAGUUUGCAUUUGCAAAGAGAACGUCGAGGGAAAACGUUGCAGAGAGUGCCGUCCAGGUUUCUUCAAUCUGGCAGUGGAGAAUGAAUUUGGCUGCACACCCUGUUUCUGUUACGGCCAUUCCUCGGUCUGCCGACCGGCCACUGGUUACUCGAAAUUGCUCUACGAAAGCAUGUUCGUACGAGGGAACGAACGCUGGUCCGCGUCCGUGGCCGGUAAUCCGAUCCCGUUGCAUUACGACGCAUUGACGCAAACAGUUUCUGUUACCGCGCUCGAUCGUGACAAUGUGUACUUCCUCGCGCCCGACAGAUUUCUGGGAGAUCAACGAGCGUCUUAUAAUCAGGAUUUAUCGUUCACGUUGAGAAUAGGAGAAACUGGACCAGCUCCCACAGCUCGCGAUGUAAUUUUGGAGGGUGGAAACGGCGAACAGAUUACGCAGCCCAUCUUUGGCCAGAAUAAUCGCUUACCGUCCGUUACACCUCAGGAAUACCGAUUUAGAUUGCAUGAACACCCGGAGUACGGCUGGCAACCUCGGUUAUCUUCCCGAGCGUUCAUGUCCAUUUUGUCGAACUUGACCGCUAUAAAGAUCCGUGGAACUUAUACGCAUCAAGGCCGAGGAUUUUUGGACGACGUGAAGCUCGAGACGGCCCAUCGUGGCGCGGCUGGCGAACCGGCCGACUGGGUGGAGCACUGUCAAUGCCCUCAUGGCUACGUCGGCCAGUUUUGCGAAUCAUGCGCGCCCGGAUUUCAUCACGAUCCGCCCAACGGUGGCCCCUUUGCCCUCUGCGUUCCUUGCAACUGCAACGGGCACGCUGACAUUUGCGAGUCCGAGACUGGACGAUGCAUCUGCCAGCAUAAUACCGCAGGCAGUAAUUGUGAACUAUGCAGUAGAGGAUAUUACGGUUAUCCAUUGAAGGGAACUCUGGAGGAUUGCCAACCGUGUCCUUGUCCCGAUAACGGGCCUUGCAUUCUCCUGGGAAACAAUCCAGAUCCCAUAUGCUCCGAGUGUCCAAUCGGCAGGACUGGACCUAGAUGUGAAACGUGCUCGGACGGUUAUUACGGGAAUCCUGAAAGGGGUCUGACUUGCCGCCCCUGUGAUUGCAACAACAACAUCGAUUUAAACGCGGUCAGAAAUUGCAAUCACGAAACGGGAGAGUGCUUAAAGUGCGUCAAUAAUACGGCAGGUUUUCACUGCGAGGAGUGUCUACCCGGUUAUUACGGGGAUGCGUUGUCGGAUCGCAAGGAAGACGGAUGUAAAUUAUGCCAGUGUUAUCCACCUGGCACUUUGGAACUUGACGAUGGAAGAGUCGCACCCUGUGAUCAAUUGACGGGGCACUGCGCUUGCAAGCCGCACGUUGUUGGCCGCAAUUGCGACAAAUGCGAAGAAGGCUAUUAUCACAUUAUGAGCGGAGAGGGUUGUACGCCUUGCAAUUGCGACCUCGAAGGUUCCUACAAUCGCACUUGCGAUCCGAUAACGGGUCAGUGUCAGUGCCGACUCGGAAUCACUGGCCAACACUGUGAUGCCUGCGAGCCCUAUCAGUAUGGAUUCAGUCGCGAGGGUUGCAAACCUUGCGAUUGUGACAGCAUCGGUUCUCAGGAUCUACAAUGCGACGCGAAUGGACAAUGCCCCUGCUUGACAAAUGUGGAAGGUAGACGCUGCGACCGCUGCAAAGAGAACAAACAUAAUCGUCAGCACGGCUGCGUUGACUGUCCCGACUGUUAUAAUCUCGUGCAAACGGCAGUCGACGAUCAUCGACGACGUUUGGCUGAUCUUGAGGAUACGCUUCGCAAAAUUAAUAAUAGUCCUACUGUUAUUAAGGACUCUGACUUUGAAAAGGAACUCAGGAACGUUCAGGACAGAGUGAAAGCAUUAUUAACUAUCGCCAAGCAAGGAUCUGGCAGUGAGAAUAAGACACUGGUAGAGCAACUGGACGAAUUGCGUGAACAACUAAACACGAUCGACAAAAUCUAUCAGACCGUGGACGUGACGGCAAGCGAUGCGCGCGAUAUAACCGAAGAAGGUUUGAUGAGUAUCGACGAAGCGGAGAAAAUCUUGGAUAAAAUCCACGAACAGCUAACAGAGGCAGAGGAUUACUUGGCCACGGACGGAGCGAGCGCUUUAGCCGCGGCAAAAUUACGCGCCGAGCAAGUUGGCCAGCAAAAUCAGCAAAUGACAGCGAUCGCGCAAGAGGCACGUGUACUCGCGGAAGUGAACACCAAGGAAGCCAAAAAACUUCAUAUGCUGGCAGAGCAAGCACGGAGUACGACGUUGGAAGCAUAUAAUCUCGCGAAGCAAGCUAUAGCGAGAUACUCCAACGUAACAGACGAAAUAAGAGGUUUGGAGAACAAGUUGGCACGAUUAGAAGAUCGUAUGGAUGAAGUGAGGAAUUUGACUGCUAUCGCGGCUGCGAAAUCCUCCGCUGUCUCUCAGGAAGCAUUAGAUUUGCUGAUUCUAGAUCUAACGCUUCCUCCAGUCGACAUCGAUCAAUUGCGACAACAGAUAGAAACCGUCAGCAAUGAGGGAUUGAGGAUAAAGGAACAAGCGCAACUCUUAUUGGAGCAAAAUGAGGACCUUAUCAAAGAGAUGGCUGAGAAAGUCAGAAAGAGUGAGGAACUUUUAGAUAGAGCUCAAGAUCAACAAGGUGUGACGGCUGAGCUGUUGGCUGAAUUGGACAAAGCCAAUGAAACGGCAAAUGACGCUGUUAAACGUGGCGAUCAAACUCUAAAGGAGGCUCAAGAAACUUUGAAAAAAUUGGGAGAAUUUGAUGCCGAGGUGCAACGCGAACGUGUAAAAGCUCAAGAGGCUUUAAAAGAUAUUGAGAGUAUCGAAGAAUUGAUUAAUAAUGCCAAUAUACAAGCCAGAGAAGCCGAAAGAGUAUUAAACGGAUCGGAGGGUAACGCUAAAAGUGCGCGUGAAAUAGCACAGAAUGCUCAGAAUUACGCCGACCGGGCAAGCACCAAUGCAAAUGCCAUCCGAAUAGAGGCGAAUAAGACAAAGAUCGAAGCUCUGCGACUCGGAAACGAAGCUGAGAAACUGCACCUCAGAGUCGAUACCACAGAUUCGAUGAUGAGUCAGUACGAAGUCCAAGUGAUCAAGGAUACUAACGUUACCGCAGAGGCAAACCACAAAGUUGGCCAAGCGAAGAUUGACGUGACACUCGCGUCGCAGCAAGUCGACAAAGCUUUAUCCGAGGUAGCUGAAAUUAUUAAGGAGCUCGAUAAUUUACCAGAGAUUGAUGAUGCAGACUUAAAUCGCUUGGAAGAACGUCUAAUAGCUGCUGAGAACGAGAUUGAAAAUGCAAAUCUAGAUCAGCGAAUUCGUGCGCUAACGGAUGCGAAAAAUCUACAGACGCAAUGGGUUAAAAAUUAUGAGGAUGAAGUCAGCAGAUUGAAAAUCGAGGUGGAAAACAUCGACGAUAUCCGAAAGGCCUUACCGACCGACUGUUAUCAACGUGUCCGUCUCGAACCUUGAAAUUUAUCCUUUUAUAAACUUGUCAUUUUUGAAUAAUGUUUCCAGGAUUAUAUGUAAGUUAUGUUUUAUAUACAAAUUUUGAUCUAGAGAGAGAUGAAUGUAUUCUUAUAACUUUUACGUGUAAGAAUACACACAUUCAAGAAAAAGAAAUUUUUCUCAAAUAAUACUUGACGGUUCAAGAGCAUUUUGUUAGGCUAGAGAGACGAAUUACAGUGCAUAGGUACAUGCACAGAGAAUAGCAAUAAUAAAUAUUUUAUACCAAAGACUUUUUAUAAUGUACUUUUAUAAUGUACUAGAAUUAUCAUUGCUUGUCGUUUAAUCUGCGUCUAUUAUAUUUUUUAUAAUGAUUGCUAAGCAUAUAUAAGUAUGUAUAUAGAUCUGUAUACAUAUCCAUAAGAUGUAAUUGCCAUUCAUAUUAAUCAUCUAGUAUGAUUUCGAAUUUAAGAGAUUUAAUUAUGUUAAGUGAGAGAACGUUGUUCUUUCAAUGCAAGCCAGAAAUAUUUGAGAAUAAUGAAAAGAUUAUGAAUAAAGAGUUUAUGUAUUUUUGUUUAAAUAAUUAAGACUAUAGAGAUAUCUAUUUUCUCUUGUUUCAUAGAAUGUUGGUUAAAAAAAUUGAAUGAUUGGAAGAUUUAAAGUUAUAACUAUAGUGUAAUUUUUUCUGUCGAUUUUCUUCUCAAUCAUAUCAUAGAACUUUGAGAUACAUAAUCAAAGAUAAAGAAGAUCAAAGAUCGUAUCGACAAUGUUUUUACGUACAACCGAGAUAAGAAACCAUUUUUAUACGAAUGUCGUACAAACUGUAUUAUUUGAGGACAAUAAAUAUUUCGAAAAUAGCA
Messenger RNA from Ooceraea biroi (clonal raider ant), 6308 nucleotides. RefSeq names its product laminin subunit gamma-1 (gene LanB2). The record is from RefSeq and is a predicted model, not a curated record. Gene Ontology annotation, biological process: tissue development; animal organ morphogenesis. NCBI's taxonomy places the organism in Eukaryota, Metazoa, Arthropoda, Insecta, Hymenoptera, Formicidae.